Molecule: messenger RNA, 1014 nt
Organism: Eptesicus fuscus (big brown bat)
Lineage: Eukaryota; Metazoa; Chordata; Mammalia; Chiroptera; Vespertilionidae
Gene: TAAR5
Product: trace amine associated receptor 5
Exons: 1
Coding region: 1-1014 (337 amino acids)
Biological process (GO): cell surface receptor signaling pathway; G protein-coupled receptor signaling pathway
Cellular component (GO): membrane
Molecular function (GO): trace-amine receptor activity
Source: RefSeq, a predicted model, not a curated record
AUGAGCACUGUCCUCCACCUAGGUGCUGGAGAGCACCCCCUGACCUUCUGCUACCAGGUGAAUGGGUCUUGCCCCAGGACUGUCCAUCCUCUGGGCAUCCGGUUGGCCAUCUACCUGGCCUGUGCAGCAGGCAUCAUUAUUACAGUCCUAGGAAAUUUGUUUGUGGUGUUCACUGUGUCCUACUUCAAAGCACUUCACACUCCCACCAACUUCCUGCUGCUUUCUCUGGCCCUGGCUGACAUGCUCCUGGGUCUGCUGGUGCUGCCACUCAGCACCAUCCGCUCAGUGGAGAGCUGCUGGUUCUUCGGAGACUUCCUCUGCCGCCUGCAUACCUACCUGGACACCCUCUUCUGCCUCGUCUCCAUCUUUCAUCUCUGUUUCAUUUCCAUUGACCGCCACUGUGCCAUCUGUGAGCCUCUGCUCUAUCCCUCCAAGUUCACUGUCAGGGUGGCCCUUAGGUACAUCCUGGCAGGGUGGGGGAUGCCAGCAGCUUACACCGCCUUCUUUGUCUACACAGAUGUAGUUGAGCGAGGGCUCAGCCGGUGGCUGGAAGAGAUGCCUUGCGUGGGCAGUUGCCAGCUGCUGUUCAAUAAGUUCUGGGGCUGGUUGAACUUCCCUGUGUUUUUUUUCCCCUGCCUCGUCAUGAUCAGCUUGUAUGUAAAGAUCUUCGUGGUUGCUGCCAGGCAGGCCCAGCAGAUCAGCGCCUUCAACAAAAGCCUGGCUGGGGCUGCCAAACAUGAAAGAAAAGCUGCCAAGACCCUGGGCAUCGCUGUGAGCAUGUACCUCUUGUGCUGGCUUCCCUUCACCGUUGACACGCUGGUGGACAGCCUCCUUAACUUCAUCACACCGCCACUGGUCUUCGACAUCUUCAUCUGGCUGGCUUACUUCAACUCGGCCUGCAACCCCAUCAUCUAUGUCUUUUCCUACCGCUGGUUCAGGAAGGCUCUGAAACUCAUCCUGAGUCAGGAGAUCUUCUCACCUCGGACACCCACUAUUGAUUUGUACCGAGAAUGA